Corvus hawaiiensis (hawaiian crow) is the source of this 2792-nucleotide messenger RNA. RefSeq names its product solute carrier family 9 member B2 (gene SLC9B2). Gene Ontology annotation, biological process: proton transmembrane transport. Bases 1006 to 2640 code for a protein of 544 amino acids. The transcript has 12 exons. Lineage: Eukaryota; Metazoa; Chordata; Aves; Passeriformes; Corvidae. Gene Ontology annotation, cellular component: membrane. Gene Ontology annotation, molecular function: antiporter activity. The record is from RefSeq and is a predicted model, not a curated record.
GUUUCAGAUUCUAGGUCAAAAUUUUCUCUUGUGGGGGGGGAGGAAUAGACUUCCCUGAUUCAGAAUCCUUCUGGAAAAUUUAAUUUGAUCAAAAAACGCUUUUGGAUUUGUAGUCAGCUUAGUUCUGUGCGAUGAUACCAGGAGCAAAGUAGCAACAUGAAGCACUUGACUCUGCUUUCAGAUGCACUCAGUGCAGCUUGCAUAUUUAGAGUUGAGAAAAAGAGAGGGCGUGUUUCAUUCCCUCAUGUGCACUUACAGAUGAGGUAGAUGAAUUUGCUUUAAGAAGUGGAAAUGCCGUGAUGGUAACAAUAUAUAUAUGCAAGGUGGUUUUGUUUGGGGUGGUUUUGGGGGUUGGUUUGUUGGUUGUUUUUUUUUUUAAUUCUCUUGCCUGCUCCUGAAUUUCUUCUGUGUGCACGCAGAGCAGAAUCAGCAAGAGCUCCUUACCCUUUCCUUGCACCAAACCUCCAACUCCUCCAGUGCUGUAGUCUGGGUUAAAGGAUCGCGUGUAGCUUCCCCAUGCGUCUUCCACAGCCACGGGAAAGGCAGCACAGAAAGCCUUUUUCAUGUGUAUAGGAUGCAAUGAAUGUCAUGGAGGACUGGCUAUGAAGGAUAUAAAAAUCUUCCUCCUGGGCGCCCCGAUACGUGUCCAAAGCGGUGGACGGGCUCACUCUGGCCCAUCGCUCACACCGACCUGACAGCUCGGAUCAUGGCCAGUCUCCUGCCGCCCUUCCCGCGGUGCCCCACUCAACAAAGCAUCCGAGAAGCCCUUUGGGGCAUCCCCAGCUCCAGCUGCUGGCCUGGGGAAGCUGUGACUGUAGAGGAGGGCCUGUUGCAGCAGCAGGAGCGGCGGCGGGAGGAGCCGGAGCCGUUCCAGCGGAGCCGCUGCUGCGCGCGCCGGGAGCGGGUUGUCCCCUCCCGGUCCCCGCGCUCGGCGUCGCGCCGGGAGAGGCUGCGCAGGGAGCGGGUCCCUCGCUCUGGUCCCCGCCGUGCCCCAGGUUUGCAGCAAUGAUAAAGGAAGAUGUAAAUGACCGUGAAGAUUCUGAACCAUCAGUAUGUGAGAGAAAUGGCAUGAUUCCCAUGCAUGAGCUAAGUGAGCAGGGACCAACAGCAGAUGCCAAAGGUACUGAUGGGAAUAUACAAACAGAAGAAACUGCUCUCUUGAACCACUGCAUUCAGCAACCUCCAGAACCAACAGCAGGGUCUUCAAUACCUGCAAGAACAUGGAGGCAAAUAUUUGCUUGUCCUCCUCAGGGUUUACUUGCCCAAACAGUGACAAAUGUUGCAUUCGUGGUCCUGGUUUGGGCUGUGGUUUGGUCCAUAACUGGGGCUGAGUGUCUCCCAGGUGGAAAUCUAUUUGGAAUUCUGUUUCUUUAUUUCUUUGCUGUCAUUGGAGGUAAAAUUUUUGGAUUCAUUAAAAUACGAACACUGCCCCCUCUCCCUGCUCUUCUGGGGAUGCUGCUUGCUGGUUUCCUAAUCCAAAAUACUCCAUUCAUCAGUGACUUUGUCCAGAUAAACCUACGCUGGUCUGCAGCACUGAGGAAUAUUGCUCUUUCCAUUAUCUUGACCCGAGCAGGACUUGGCCUCGAUCCAAAGGCUCUUCAGAAGCUCAAAGCCGUCUGUUUACGGCUUGCUUUCGGACCGUGCCUCUCAGAAACAUGCACAGCUGCUGUCCUUGCCUACUUGUUCCUGCAUUUGCCAUGGCAGUGGGGAUUUAUAUUAGGUUUUGUUCUAGGUGCAGUCUCCCCUGCUGUGGUGGUUCCCUCCAUGCUGAUUUUACAAGCUGGGGGAUACGGGGUGGAGAAAGGUGUCCCAACUUUGCUAAUGGCAGCUGGCAGCAUUGAUGACAUUCUGGCUAUCACAGGCUUCAACACUUGCCUUGGGAUGGCUUUCUCCUCUGGUUCUACUCUGUACAAUGUGCUCCGUGGAGUCCUGGAGGUUGCUGUUGGCAUAGCAGCUGGGGGAAUUCUGGGAAUGUUUAUUCGAUAUUUCCCAAGCCAUGAUCAGGCAUCUUUGGCAUGGAAGAGAUCAUAUUUUGUACUUGGACUGUCCAUGUUUGCUGUUUUUGGCAGCAUCUACUUUGGCUUCCCUGGAUCAGGAGGGCUCUGCACAUUAGUCUUGGCUUUUGUCGCAGGUGUGGGAUGGUCUGAUGAAAAGAGGGAAAUAGAAAAAAUUGUGGCAGUUGCAUGGAAUAUCUUUCAACCUUUUCUUUUUGGUUUAAUUGGAGCAGAAGUAUCUGUUACAUCUCUUAGGCCUGAAACCGUUGGGCUCUGUGUUGCUAUAUUAGGCAUUGCCCUAGUUGUGCGAAUAAUAGCAACGUUCCUGAUGGUGUCUUUCGCUGGGUUUAAUUUCAAGGAGAAGGUAUUUGUCUCACUGGCAUGGAUUCCCAAAGCCACUGUCCAGGCUGCAAUAGGUUCUCUUGCCCUGGAUACAGCAAGACGACAUCAAGAUGAGCAACUGGAAAAGUAUGGAAUGGAUGUACUGACAGUAGCUUUCUUGGCUAUCUUGAUCACUGCUCCAAUUGGAGCCCUGGUUAUUGGCUUGGCAGGGCCCAGACUUUUGCAGAAGGCUCAGACAAAUAGCAAGGAGGAUGAGGAAAGUGCUGAGGUUGGAGAAGAGGCAGAGGCCUGUGAACCUUCCUAAGACAACUACAGCAGUCUGGUCCUUCAGCCCUGACACUUUUGUUGAGUAAAGAUGGCGUGUCUCUAAUCUUGCUGGAGGAAACUAAAACUAUCAGUCACCCCUGCUAUUUUUAAAUAAGCCCUGGUGGAGUUCUAUAAAAUAUUUUUAUGUGA